AUGAAAAUUCAUUGUAUUAAUAUAUUAUUGUUUUCUGUUCCAUUAAAUAUAUUAGUAAAUACCCACAAAAAAUCAUCCAUAAGACGACUCCAUACACAAACCACCAGAUCAUUAUGCGAAUGUGAAUUAUAUUCACCGGCGAACUAUGAUAGUGACCCACAAAUGAAAGAAGUCAUGGAAAAUUUCAUUAAACAGACACAGCAAAGAUUUCAUGAUUAUGACGACCGUAUGAAAGAAAAACGAAAGCAAUGUAAAGAACGAUGUGAUAAAGAAAUCCAAAAAAUUAUUUUAAAAGAUAAAUUAGAAAAAGAAUUAAUGGACAAAUUUGCCACACUACACACAGAUAUACAAAGUGACUCUAUUCCAACAUGUGUUUGCGAAAAGUCGUUAGCAGAUAAAACAGAAAAGUUUUGUCUUAAUUGUGGAAAAACUAUGGGAGGGGUUGCCCCCGGUUGGGGUCUGGUCGGCGGUUUAUGGUAUGCGACAUGGUCACAAUAUGUUACUAAAACGGCUAUACAAAAGGGUAUUGAAGCAGGUGUUAAAUGGGGGAUUCAAGAAUUAAAAGUUUUUCAUAGCUUAUAUCGAUUAAUUGAGGUUUCACAAAUACAAAGUUUCAUUAAUCCUGCAAAUUAUGCUGAAAAAACGACGUAUUUUUCAUUUGUUAAAAGUGUUAAUAGUACAAAGUGUGUUGGUAAAGCUGUUAAUACUGAACCAUUUUGCAAUUUCGUAUCACUUAAUGGGGAAAGUGCAUUAUCCGAUCGAGCUGCCGUUAUUGCAAAAGAUGCAGCAUAUAUGGCUGAAGUUGCUAAAGAAGGUGUAUUGAAAGAGGGAGCCAGUGUAACUAGUAGUUUAACUACUGGAAUAACUGCUUCUCUUAUUGCAAUAGUAGUAAUCGUUUUAAUUAUGAUAAUUAUCUAUUUAGUUUUACGUUAUAGACGAAAGAAAAAAAUGAAGAAAAAACUCCAAUAUAUAAAACUAUUAGAAGAAUAG
Molecule: messenger RNA, 990 nt
Organism: Plasmodium falciparum 3D7
Lineage: Eukaryota; Apicomplexa; Aconoidasida; Haemosporida; Plasmodiidae
Product: rifin
Exons: 2
Coding region: 1-990 (329 amino acids)
Source: RefSeq, a predicted model, not a curated record